AUGGAGUUCUCGUUCGAUGUGGAUGCGCUGCUCCCGGAGCGGAUCACGGUGCUGGAUCAGCACCUGCGACCCCCAGCCCGCCGACCCGGAACCACAACGCCGGCCCGUGUUGAUCUGCAGCAGCAAAUUAUGACCAUUGUAGAUGAACUGGGCAAGGCUUCUGCCAAGGCUCAGCAUCUUCCUGCUCCCAUCACCAGUGCAUCAAGGAUGCAGAGUAACCGCCAUGUUAUGUAUGUGCUCAAAGACACUUCAGCGCGACCGGCUGGAAAAGGAGCCGUUAUCGGCUUCCUUAAAGUUGGAUACAAGAAACUCUUUGUACUGGAUGAUCGUGAGGCUCACAAUGAGGUAGAACCACUUUGCAUUCUAGACUUUUACAUCCAUGAGUCACUUCAGCGCCAUGGCCAUGGGCGAGAACUCUUCCACUAUAUGUUGCAGAAGGAGCGAGUUGAACCACACCAACUGGCCAUUGACCGACCCUCACAGAAGCUGCUUAAGUUCCUGAAUAAACAUUACAACCUGGAGACCACAGUUCCACAGGUCAACAACUUUGUGAUCUUCGAAGGCUUCUUUGCCCAUCAGCAUCGGCCCCCUGCUCCCUCCCUGAGGGCAUCUCGACACUCUCGCGCUGCCAUGGUUGAUCCUACACCCGCUGCUCCAGCAAGAAAGCUGCCACCCAAGAGAGCAGAGGGAGACAUUAAGCCAUAUUCCUCUAGUGACCGAGAAUUUCUGAAGGUAGCUGUGGAGCCUCCGUGGCCCCUAAACAGGGCCCCUCGCCGUGCUACGCCUCCAGCCCAUCCACCCCCCCGCUCCAGCAGCCUGGGAAACUCACCAGAACGGGGUCCCCUCCGCCCCUUUGUGCCAGAACAGGAGUUGCUGCGUUCCCUGCGCCUCUGCCCCCCACACCCUACCGCCCGCCUUCUGCUUGCUACCGACCCUGGGGGCAGCCCAGCCCAACGUCGGCGCACCAGCUCCCUUCCCCGCUCUGAUGAGAGUCGAUACUGA
Neomonachus schauinslandi (Hawaiian monk seal) is the source of this 1002-nucleotide messenger RNA. RefSeq names its product alpha tubulin acetyltransferase 1 (gene ATAT1). Gene Ontology annotation, molecular function: tubulin N-acetyltransferase activity. Gene Ontology annotation, biological process: alpha-tubulin acetylation. Gene Ontology annotation, cellular component: microtubule. NCBI's taxonomy places the organism in Eukaryota, Metazoa, Chordata, Mammalia, Carnivora, Phocidae. The record is from RefSeq and is a predicted model, not a curated record.